Molecule: messenger RNA, 1578 nt
Organism: Australozyma saopauloensis
Lineage: Eukaryota; Fungi; Ascomycota; Pichiomycetes; Serinales; Metschnikowiaceae
Gene: MET3
Product: sulfate adenylyltransferase
Exons: 1
Coding region: 1-1578 (525 amino acids)
Biological process (GO): sulfur amino acid metabolic process
Cellular component (GO): cytoplasm
Molecular function (GO): sulfate adenylyltransferase (ATP) activity
Source: RefSeq, a predicted model, not a curated record
AUGCCCAUUCCAACUCCUCACGGUGAAGUUUUGCAAGAUCUCGUCAUCAGAGACGCUCCAAUUAGGGAGAAAUUGGCCCAGGAGGCUCAAUCUUUGCCUGUUUUAAAGCUCACAGACAGACAACUUUGUGACUUGGAGUUGAUCUUGAACGGAGGUUUCUCUCCCUUGAACGGUUUCUUGAAUGAGGACGACUACACCUCCGUUGUGGAGGAGAUGCGUUUGACCUCCAUCAAAGAUGAAAAGACCGGAAAAGGCUUGUUGUGGCCAAUUCCUAUCACCUUCGACGUCAACGCCGAGACCGCGCAAAAGUUGGCUGUGGGCUCGCGUGUGGUGUUGCAGGACUCCAGAGACGAAAAGAACUUGGCCAUUUUGACCGUGCAGUCGAUCUACCAGCCAAACAAGCAGAACGAGGCCGCCAAGGUGUUCCGCGGUGACCCUGAGCACCCUGCUGUCAAGUACUUGAUCGAGACCGCCGGCGAUGUGUACAUUGGUGGUUCCAUCCAAGCUUUGGCCUACCCUACCCACUACGACUACGUCGACCUUCGAAAGACUCCUAGCGAGUUGAGAGAGGAGUUCGCCAGAUUGGGCUGGGACCUGCAAAAGAUUGUCGCCUUCCAGACCAGAAACCCUAUGCACAGAGCACACAGAGAGUUGACUGUCAGAGCCGCCGAGGACAUUGGCGCCGACGGUCACAUUUUGGUGCACCCAGUCGUUGGUUUGACCAAGCCGGGUGACAUUGACCACCACACCAGAGUGAAGGUCUACCAGCAGAUCUUGAAGAAGUACCCUGAGGGCUUGGCCACCAUUUCGUUGUUGCCUUUGGCCAUGAGAAUGGGUGGUGACCGUGAGGCCUUGUGGCACGCCUUGAUCCGUAUGAACUACGGUGUUGACCACUUCAUUGUGGGCAGAGACCAUGCUGGUCCAGGUAAGAACUCUCAAGGUGUUGACUUCUACGGCCCAUACGAUGCUCAAGAGUUGUUGGCUCAAGUCGAGGACGAGAUCAACCACAAAAUCAAGAUUGUUCCCUUCAGAAUGGUCACCUACUUGCCUGAGGAGGACAGAUACGCCCCAAUUGACACCAUCGAUGUCACCAAGGUCAAGACCGCUAACAUUUCCGGUACUGAGUUGAGACAACGUUUGAGAGACGGUUCUGAGAUCCCAGCCUGGUUCUCGUACCCAGAGGUUGUCCAGAUCUUGAGAGAGAGCUACCCACCUCGUUACAGCCAAGGCUUUGCUGUGGUGAUCAAGUCUACCGACAAGCUCGGAGAGUUCUUCAGCACCGCCUUGCAGUCCAUCUUGAACCAGCACAGUGGUGGUCGUCGUGUCACCAAGUUGGACGAUUCCAACAGCAGCUCGUACUUGGUUAACGAGUUCGUCAAGGGUGGUAACGGUGUCAUUGUUCUUCUGAACGCUGAUAUUGCUCCUAUUGCUGCUGCCGUUGGUAAGGACAACUUGAUUGUUGUUCUGGCCAACCCAGAGGACAGCAAUGGUGCCCAGCACUUUGUGUUGUCGGAGGACAUUGUUGGUACCUUGGCUGCCGUCAACGCCUACCUCAAGGAGCAGGGGUUCCAUGCGUAA